Messenger RNA from Coregonus clupeaformis (lake whitefish), 2775 nucleotides. RefSeq names its product O-6-methylguanine-DNA methyltransferase (gene mgmt). Gene Ontology annotation, biological process: DNA repair. The coding region runs from base 68 to 652 and encodes 194 amino acids. Lineage: Eukaryota; Metazoa; Chordata; Actinopteri; Salmoniformes; Salmonidae. Gene Ontology annotation, cellular component: nucleus. The transcript is spliced from 5 exons. Gene Ontology annotation, molecular function: methylated-DNA-[protein]-cysteine S-methyltransferase activity. The record is from RefSeq and is a predicted model, not a curated record.
CUUUUGAUUGGCUGCCUCAUACACGUUGUGGAAGAAACCAGGAAGAGAAUCAACUACACAUUGUUACAUGGAGCAGGGCAAUGACAUGAAGAGUCCCGGUCAGUGCACACAGAGGACCAUCUCAUUGCAAAGUCCCCUGGGAAAGAUCCAAGUCAGCGGAUGUGAAAAUGGUGUGCACACCAUCCAGAUCCUAAUGGAUGUUCCACCUGCAGAAAGGAGUGACGAUGCCUCCCUAAGCUGUGUGGUCACUGUUAGCGAUGGCCAAGAGGAAAUGGGCUCAGAGUUGCAGCGCUGCGUGGAAUGGCUUCGGGCCUACUUCAGCAAGCCGUGGACCGUGGGGAGGCUCCCGCUCCCGGUCUUUCACCACCCCACCCUGCAUGGAGAUGCAUUCACCAGCCGGGUUCUGCAGACUCUGGUGCGGGACGUGAAGCUGGGAGAGACGGUGUCGUACAAGCGGCUGGCUGAUAUGGCAGGAAACCCCAGGGCUGUGAGAGCUGUGGGAGGGGCCAUGAGGAGGAACCCGAUGCCUCUUCUCAUCCCCUGCCACCGCGUCAUCUCCAGCAGUGGUCAGAGUGGGAUGUACAUGGGCGGCAAAGGUAACCAUCUGAAACAAUGGCUGCUCACCCACGAGAAGGUCAAAGGGGAAAACUGAAGAACAAUGGAGUGAUAUAGUAAGACCAGUGUGGGAUAUUUUUUACAAAGCAGGGUUGAAGUGUUGUCCAGACAACUUGUAUAACCAUUCUGAAAUCACUGUACUUCCUGAAACAGUUAAGAGCUUUCUUUGUGUUAUAUGAAUGAACACCAACUAUUAUUUCUGACUGUUUAUCACAGUAAGCAAGCUAACUCCUUUAUCCUGCUUUGUGAAAUACAACAGUAAGCAAGAUGCGAUGUCAACAAUUAACCACAGCUGAGGAAACCUGCACAUAGUUGCAAGACGUGCACAUGGGGCGGCUUCACAAGUGAAAUGUGUGUCAGCUGUGCCUUAUUUUGAAAAUGCUGUCUAUAACCCAAGGGAGAGCUUUCAUGUUUUUGUUUUUCAAUUUGCUUCUGUUCUGCUUUGUCCUACUGUCCAAUCUGUGUUCUAAUUUAAUUCAUGUGAAAGAAUAAAGUGUAGGUUUAAAGGAGUGGAGGUGUUGGGAGGGUUAGUGUAGAGGGCACAGUCUACCCCCCUAGUUGGUCCUCAGUUUUAGAACGGCGGUAACAACGCUCUCUACAGUCCAGCAGUACAGUGAAAUAGAUUCUAACUAUACUGCAGCGGGACAAGAUAAGACAAUCACCAGUAGACACCCAUAAAUAACAACUAUGUUUAUGCCAAUACUACUGCUCUUCUGUUCUACUAAUCAUACUGUAUAGUUAAUGUUGAUCUGAAAUUAAAGGCACUAAAAUAACUUUAACAUUGAACAGUAGGAAUUACAAGCAUAUGUUCCCAUGGGUGCCAGUUUGUGUUGCCAGUUAUUGUUGGAAUGGUUUCUCUAAAUAAUUAUUUAUCCAAAAUAUGUCACUUGAAUCGUUUUCCUUCCUAUGCUAAAUCACUCUUUGUACCUUUCGUUGGUUAUUGUAUUUCCUGCCAAGCGAAUGCUUUGUUCAACAUCCAGGAAAAAUGCUCGAAAUUGUGUUUUGAGUCAUUAGUUUUUCUUCAUUAAGAUUCACCUACAACGAUAGUGUUGAAAAUUAUUUAUAUUUUUCAGAAAUACAUUUAAAGUUUCAAAAGCUUCAUUUUGCAUAACCAGUCACUUAAUUAUUUUAAAUGUUGUAGUUAUACCAGAAUAAACUGUAGAUAUAGUUUGCAAUAGAUGUGUUAUUGUGUGCAGUUAGCCAUCUCAAAUAUGGCUGAAAUUUGAAGCACCAUUGAAAAUAAUAUAAGUGCUUCUUUCUUUAUAAAAAAAUAUGCUUUCCAAUAGAGGGCAGUGUAGAACGGGAAACAGGCAUAAACAUUCAGCUUUCAAUUCUUCAGGCACAUUUCAUCUGUAAGUUGAACAAUGGGAUCAAUUUCCAAUUUAAUGCCAUUGAGAGAAAUUAUAUAUUUUUUCUGAGAGCGAGGUAUAUGAAGGCAGCCUGGUAAAGAGUGCAUGAACAUUUUUCUGUGAGGAUUAGAUUGACAGUCAUUUUAAUCUAUGCAAUAUUAUAUAAUUUCUGCUAUUCUAUUUUUGCAAACCAGUAUCUCACCGACUUUUACUGAUUCAUCCAUUUCUACUUAACUGUGGUACAUUUUGAAGCAUCUUUGAAUGCAUCUCUGCCGUACUGUUGGACUCACAGCACUCUGCCAUCAGAGCACAAUUCCAGCCUCGAUGUUGAAGCAGGCAGACUGCUGUAGACUGGCAGAUGAAGAAUGAGUUUCAGUGUGUGGUUUCACACAGGGCUAAUGAUGCCUGUGGUGGCUACAGGCUACAGUCAGCCCGUAACCAAGGCUGCUGUGACAGAGCCACCAGGGGAUCAUAUUUAAAAGGAGCACACUCUGAAGUGCACUGUAAGCGCCCUCUUUUCUUGUGGCUAAGUCAAGUCUAUGUAAUAGGCUACACUACACAACAGAGGGGAGUAAAAGGUCAACGAUAUGUUAUAUGUAUUAAGUCAGAGAUACAGGCCAACCGAUUAGCAGAUGUGCGAGUAGUUUGGCCGUUACAGUUCAGGGAUCAGAGAAAAAUGCGGUAUGCACUUUGAUAACUUAUAUUAGUAUCAUGCAUGUGCUAGUACUCUGUUUUAAUAUCAUCCUGGCCAUGUGAUUCAAUGGAAUUAUAAUGGAAUUAUGGACACCAUUAAAAGCGGUUGAGACUACUA